AUGUCUGACAUCGAGGCGUUCAGGCGUGUUGCUGACGUGCUCGAAUCCUUCAAGCCUCUCCUGUUGGAUCUGAGGAAAGAGGAGCGAGACGUCAAUGGCAAGUAUGAUGAAAGCGUGCGAGCAUGGAAGGAGACGAAGGAAGCAAAGACGGCGGCAGAGGUCAAGAGAUUGCUGAGAACGCGGAACAUGUACAGGGAAGCGCUGAAAGAUGCCAUCGACGCAAUGACGGAAGUCCGAGGAUUGUUGGACGAAGGGCUCGCAACAAGAAAGGAGGGGGGGGACGCAGAAGCCGUAGGUAAGCCAGACAACGCAUGUUUCUUGGAGCAGUACGGAGCAAAGGCGGAUCGAGUGGAGCAACUCCUUGGGGAGUGGAGGGGGAGGAUAUCGAUGCUCGGGGCGAAUCUUGAUGGGGUACAGGGCUCGGAUGGCAAGGAGAGGAGCAACAAGCUCCAGCACAGUCACAGCACGAGAUCGCAGCUGCUGAGGGUCGAGGAGGAAGAGAUCCGACGGAGCUGCUCCAAAUCAGCCGGCAAGCAGAUAUUGGAGGUUGUCAGAAGUCUGAGGGAGGUCGAGGGCUCGUUGAGUUUCCAUUCCUCGCUGCUCGCUGCUCAGGAGACGAUCGUCAAGGAGUCCAGCUACACUAAGGAUAACUUCGCAUAUGGAUCGACUCCUUAUCAUUUGUCUCAGUGUGAUGAUGUCAAGUCGACGAAGCGUUCCAAUCUCUUUGUGGUCUGGGGAAGUUCGAUCGGCUGGUUCGUCUUCUAUGCAAACUUGACGUAUGGGAUCGUAAGCAGAGGGGUUGAACUUCUUCCUACCCUGCAUGAAAUCGCCAUGAGAGAGAUGGAGAGGAACAAUCUCUCUGGCCUGUCCUUCACCUGCGGCGACCUUCUCUUCGACGAGCUCGCCGACGUCAAGAUCCUCCUCCUCACCUCUCAGUGCUGGGACGAUACCCUGAGGUCUCCCCAUCCUCCUGGGGUCCAGCUGGGGGCUGACGGGGGUUGUGCGCAGUCUCGUCAUCGACUAUCAGGCGUCUCUCGACACAAGGUCUCUGAGGUACAGGGACAAGUCUCCUGGAACGACACGCAGAGUUUUCAUAUCUACCGCAAACAAGCAGCAGCUGGGAGCGUUGCUGACCCCUUAGCUGGGGACUAG
Molecule: messenger RNA, 1152 nt
Organism: Guillardia theta CCMP2712
Lineage: Eukaryota; Cryptophyceae; Pyrenomonadales; Geminigeraceae
Exons: 9
Coding region: 1-1152 (383 amino acids)
Source: RefSeq, a predicted model, not a curated record